This is a messenger RNA of Gracilinanus agilis (Agile Gracile Mouse Opossum), 588 nucleotides long. Its product is annotated as cell division control protein 42 homolog. The record is from RefSeq and is a predicted model, not a curated record. Gene Ontology annotation, biological process: small GTPase-mediated signal transduction. Lineage: Eukaryota; Metazoa; Chordata; Mammalia; Didelphimorphia; Didelphidae. The transcript has a single exon. Bases 1 to 588 code for a protein of 195 amino acids. Gene Ontology annotation, molecular function: GTP binding; GTPase activity.
AUGCAGACUAUUAAGUGUGUUGUUGCGAGUGAUGGUGCUGUUGGUAAGACUUGUCUUCUGAUUUCAUAUACAACAAUCAAAUUCCCAUCUAAAUAUGUACCAAUGGCAUUUGAAAACUCUGCAGUAACAGUUAUGAUUGGUGGAGAGCCAUACACUCUUGGACUGUUUGACACUGCAGGACAGGAAGAUUAUGACAGAUUACAACCUCUCAGUUAUCCACAGACAGAUAUGUUUCUUGUCUGUUUUUCAGUGGUAUCCCCAUCCUCAUUUGAAAAUGUCAAAGAAAAGUGGGUAGAGGAGAUUACUCACCACUGCCCAAAGACCCCUUUCUUGCUUGUUGGGACACAAAUUGAUCUCAGAGAUGACCCUUCUACUAUUGAGAAAUUUGCCAAGAACAAACAAAAGUCCAUCACUCCAGAAACUGCUGAAAAGCUAGCCCAAGACCUGAAGGCUGUCAAAUUCAUGGAGUGUUCUGCGCUUACACAGAAAGGCCUAAAGAAUGUAUUUGAUGAGGUGAUACUGGCUGCCCUGGAGCCUCCAGAACCAAAGAAGAGCCACAGAUGUGUGCUGCUAUUGUUAUAUUCAUAA